Cavia porcellus (domestic guinea pig) is the source of this 931-nucleotide messenger RNA. RefSeq names its product protein FAM170A-like. Lineage: Eukaryota; Metazoa; Chordata; Mammalia; Rodentia; Caviidae. The transcript is spliced from 2 exons. The record is from RefSeq and is a predicted model, not a curated record. The coding region runs from base 109 to 831 and encodes 240 amino acids. Gene Ontology annotation, cellular component: nucleus. Gene Ontology annotation, biological process: fertilization.
UGGUUUUGGCUGUACAAAUUUUAUUUCUUCUCAUUGUUGACUAUCACUGUGAGAGCUGUAUCAGAGAGAAAUUUACCUGAUUUCACCAAUUCUCCAAAGAGUGGAAUCAUGAAACAGAAACAGAAGAGAAAACAUCUAGAGAGCAGAAUCUCACCUCCACCUGCAAAGAUGUCAAGAGAAUGCAAUGAAUUGCCUGAAUAUUUUCCACGUUUUGCGUCCUGCAAGAGGCCUCUGCAUCAGGAUUUGAUGGAGUAUCAGAAUUGCUCCUCCACUUCAGGUCCCCGUUUACCUUACAGCUUUGUCAAUAACCCCUCGAUGACCUCAGGGUGUGCUGAAGGGAAAAGAGUCAUGAACGUUUACUACAUGCGUGUCCUAACCAGGAGGGGCGUGGCGAUCUUCGGGGAUACAGAAGGAGAUCUGCAGCCUCCCCCAAAGAGGAUAAGCAUAGCCAAACUCAGCUUUCCUGAGGGGAUUCCUCCAAAAGUCGUCCUCCCUGAAGAUACAGGGCCUCUCCUAUGUGACGGCAAGGCUCACGGGGACAGUGACUCCCUAGAAAAGUGGAAAGAGGCUAAGAGAGCAUCGAGGCCCCUGGCACAGCGGAUCUAUCCCAGGGCUAAAUACCCACCCUGGCUGCUGGAGCUGGAGAGGGGCUUCAGGUGCAUGGGCUGCUGCAGAGUCUUCCCCACGCUGAAGGCCCUCACCCGACACGUGGCGCAUGGCCUGGAGGAGGGCUUUUCAUGCCUUGCGUUUCACCGGGCCUUUGCCAGGCUAAGGAGCAAGAGGAAGAAGGAAAAAAAGCGGGUCCUUAGGAAGAGAGGACGGCGCUAUUGAUACAACCUUUCUGGCCCUAGGGAGAAAGUUAUGCGGUUGUGCUGUGUUUGCAUUUUGAACUUGUUUGUGAAUUUUGUUUUGCUUUUCAAAUAAAUCAUAA